Molecule: messenger RNA, 5955 nt
Organism: Cyprinus carpio (common carp)
Lineage: Eukaryota; Metazoa; Chordata; Actinopteri; Cypriniformes; Cyprinidae
Product: periplakin-like
Biological process (GO): wound healing; intermediate filament cytoskeleton organization
Cellular component (GO): intermediate filament; cytoskeleton; membrane
Molecular function (GO): structural molecule activity; cadherin binding
Source: RefSeq, a predicted model, not a curated record
UUAAAUGGGCUUGAUGUUAAAAGCACGGCGAACCUUUAAACCUUGACGGACAGCGAGAGCUCGUCUUGUUGGGAGGGUAGUGGCUGUUUCGUUCCUUGUGGGCGUUGUAUGUGAGGUUUACCUGUCCUGGGACACGCGUCAGGUAGUUCAACGACAGACAGACAACAGCAGAGUGGGAUCCUAACUGUGCCAUCUCAGCAGAAACUCCGCAGCUGUCAUCAUGUUCAGAAAGAAGACCGGAAAGACCACCGUGGCCAUCAGUGAAAAAAGACCACCUGAAACUGAUUUGGCGACCCUGAUUGACAAGUUGCAGAAGAAUGCAGACAAGGUGGAGAAGAACAUCAUUGAGACGGAACAGAAUCUCAACAGGGAUAUCAGGAAGAUCAAUGAGAGCAAGCAGCCCCUGUACCAGGAGGACACCAACAAGAGGAUCCUGAACUCACUGGAGCUGCUGAAUAGUCUGGAUGAAGACGCAGCCCAAGCCUCUCGUUUGAAUCACCCUCAAGCUGAGAUGAUUGAGAAGGAUAUGAGACAGCUGCGAGUGCGUGUGAUGAAGCUCCGUGAGGAACAUGAUCGCAUUUACCACAUCACACGAUCAGAGCAGGUUCCCACCGUCAACUGGGGGAAGAUAGUUGAUGAGAAACUGGCAAAUGUGAACAACAAAGGAUACGGACAAGAUCUGCUGACCGUCGAGAAUGAAGUAGAGGAGCACAAUAUUUUCCACAGCGAAGUCGAGGCACUGGCUCCGUACAUCACUGGAGACCGGGAUGGUCCGGAUGGCCAGCAGGCGAAGUACAGCAAACUACUGGCGAGCUCCUCGGCACGUCAGAAGAACCUGCUCAGCCUGAGGGACUACAUGCAGCGAUGCACCAACGAGCUCUACUGGAUGGAACAGCAAGCUGAAGAGAGAACCGCAUAUGACUGGAGCGACAACAACCUGGACUACCCUGCCCGCAAGAGGCAGUACGAGAACUUCAUUAGCAAGUGUCUGGAGGCUAAGGAGAAAAGCAUCACCCAGCUGAAUGAAGAUGGAGAGGAACUUAUUGAGCAGAACCAUCCAGGAAAAAAUGUCAUUGGGGCACACAUGGAUGCCGUACAUGCGGAUUGGAAGGAAUACCUCAACCUGCUCAUCUGUGAAGAGAACCACCUCAAGAACAUGGAUGAUUAUCACAAAUUCCACAAGGAUGCAAGAGACACCAGCGAUUUGUUGAAGCGCCUGGAAACCGAGAUCAACCAGAAGUAUAACCCUGAGUUUAAAGACAUGUACCAGAUGGAGGGCCUGAUUGCUGACCUGAAUGAUCAGGCAAAGGCCAUGGACCAUUACGACGAGCGGCUGAAAGCUCUUCAGCAGCGUAGCCUGCAGGUGCUCCCUCUGAAGUACCGCAGGGAGACUCCUCAGAAACUGCUCCCUAUUGAGGCUCUGUGUGAAUACGAGACUAAUGAGGGUUCAAUUAUGCGAGGGGAGCGGUACACCCUGCUCAGGAACAAUGGGUCAAAAUGGGACGUGAAGGACGCAAAUGGUCGCACCAUGAGUGUUCCAGCAGUGUGCUUCGUAAUCCCACCGACUGACCCUGAGGCUGUGGCCGUUGCGGAUAAUCUAAUAAACCAGCACAAAGGUAUCAAACAGAAAGUAGCCAGCAGCAAAUCUGCACUGCAGGCACGACUGGCAGAGCUGAAGAAGGAGAGUACAGGAGGUCAAGAUAAACAAGAGCAGCAAUGCCGUCAACUGAUGGCAGGACUGGAUAAAGUGGUCAGUGAUCUGGAUAAGCAGGAGAAGGCCAUUUACUCCCGUGUGCGCCCCCCACUGGAGCAGACACGUCCUGUGCAAGACAGCGCUGACAGGCUACAGGACAUAAAGGACAUUGCUGCUGCUGUUCGUAAGAUAGAGCCAGAAAAGUCUGCGAAAGUACAGGAAGCUGAGAGUUUCCUCAGAUCCUCUCCCAAAUGUGCAAGUGCACCACAGCUCUACUCCAAGGUGGAUGAGGCUAACAAAAAAUACAAUAAAGUUGAUUUGCUCUUGAAAUGUUCUGAUGACAAACUGCAGAACUCCUAUCGGCUGGAGAAUUCUCUGCAGAAUGGCAAAGCUCUGCUUUCCUCUUAUGAAAACAAACUGGCAAGAGAGGAGGUCGCCCCAUCUGACCUCACCUCACUGGAGAAGACCCAACGUGAGUUGGCGGAUAUUGCAUCGGAGCUGAGGAGCAAAAGAUCUACUAUAAUAGAGAAUGAGCAGAACCUGCGAGAUGCCAAGGCCAGCUGCAGCAACAUGGCCAACAAAGUGCAAGAACAUUGCCCUGAUAUCGAGAGGCAAGAGGCUGAUGUUCAGAAACUCACCAAGCGCUUUGACAACCUGAACAGACAGGUUGAAGCAAGAUCACAAUGUCUGCAAAGAGCCAAAACCGCUUAUGCCAACUACAACAAUGACUAUGACAACCUUAAUAGCUGGCUUUCUCGACUACCAAACUAUGAGCCACGGGAAACUGAUGACAUCAGACAGAUUGAUGACAAACUGAGAAAUCAAAGAAAUCUGCUCUCUGACAUCACGAGAAAGGAAUCAGACCUGAACAAUGUUUCUAGAAAUGCACAGCUUUAUCAGCAAGCAGUCAAGGACUAUGAAAAUGAAGCGGAACGGUUUAAAUCCAUCCUUGACCUUGAAGAUGGCUUGGUUCCUCAGACAUACAAAAGGAGCAGACUUGAAUCUCCUGCCUGGAAAGUGAAGAGAGAGGAAUCUGCAAUUGAGUCCAGAUUCACUGAAGCGAAUGCUGUGAACAAGCAGAGGCUGCAGAACCUAGAGUUUGCUCAAAGCCUUCUUAACCAGCAACCGGAAGUUACAGUAAUCCAGCAAAAUGUCCAGACGGUGAGAUCCUCAGCCCCAGGAGAAGAGCCCUGGAGAAUCAGAAAACAGCUUCAGGAAGAGAUUCAGCGGAGAGACCAACUGGAAAGAGAAAUUCAGAGUGUCCAGAGUGACAUCUAUUUACUAGAGGGCCAGAAACCACAGGACACAAUCGUCAAAAAAGAGCUCAUCAAGCAGGUGCAUGACCCUCAACUUGAUGAAGAAUAUCACCGGGUUCAGCAGAAGCUCUUAGAAGAAAGCAGGACCACUCGUGUCUUAGAGAGCGAGCUGGACACCCUCCGUGUAAAGCUGCGUGGGAUUGAGACGGAAAUGAAAGAGGGAGCUCAGCAGUAUACAGUCAAAGAGGUGCUCCGCAUUGAGAGGGACAGGGGACAGGAGGAAGAACUCAGGAGACUGAGAGAAGAGCUAGAAGAAGUCAAAAGGUUGAAGAUGGUCAGAGAGAACGAAAUCAUCCAGAUUCAAAAGCAAGUGACUGUUCUUGCAGAGGAGAAAAGCAGGGAGCAGGAAAUCAUCAGGGAGGAGGAAGUCAUUAAGGUUCAGAAUGACCCCCAGCUUGAGAGCGAGUACAGACUAUUGCUUGACAGGAAACAAAAAGAAAUCAACAGCCGAAAGGAACUCGAAGACGAGCUUCGAUUCCUGCAGGAGAAACUAAGGCGUCUUGAAAAGGAAAAGGCAAUGGCUGAGGAAAAGAUCUCCAUCAAAGAGGUACUGAAAGUUGAGAAAGAUAUUGCUUUGGAGAGAGAGGUAGAGAACCUGAGGAGACAAUACGAAGAUGAAAAACUGAAGCGCAGCUCUUUGCUGAGAGAGAAAACGGAUAUUCAUCGCAAGAUUACCAGCCUGGAGGAAGAGAAGUCGAGGGUCAUCAUUCAGGAGAAAGUGCGUGAGAUUGUUCGACCUGACCCGAAGGCGGAAGCGGAGGUGGCAAAUCUUCGACUUGACCUGGUGGAGCAGCAGAGAAGAUGCAGAGAUUCAGAGCUCCAGCUGAAGACCUUACAGGAUGAACUGAUAGUGCUAAGAAACAGAGGCCCACAAAUUGAAUACAAGGAGAUCAUCAAAGAGGUCAUCAAAUACAAGAUUGACCCGGAAACUGAAAGAGAACUGGAGAAACUCAGGAAUGAAAUUGUGGACAAAACCCACCAAACAGAGAAGUUUGAGAUGGAGAUCCUCCAACUCAAAGAUGAGAUUCAACGAUGGAAAGACACCCAGCCUCAGAUUCAUACCAAAGAGGUUGUGAAUGAGAUCCUGCAAUACAGAGAAGAUCCUAAAACCAAGGAGGAGAUUGAGAGUCUCAAGCGGAAACUGGCUGAGGAACAGAGGAAACGUCUGGACCUGGAAAACGAAAGGGCCUCCAAUGAAGAACGGAUCAGGAUCAAGAAGAUCGACCUGUCUCAGGUGAGGGAGAAGAUUGUCCAGCAAGAAGUAGUGAAGAUGGAGCAGGAUCCACUCUUGAGGUCUGAAUGUGACACCUUCACUCAAAACAUCAACAAUGAGCAGAAACAGAGAGAGAUCUUGAAAGAAGAGCUGAUCAGGUUGCAGCAUCAAAGGGCUGAAUUGGACAUUCAGCUUGAGGAGCUGGAACGUGAACGCAGAGCCCGCAGAGAAGCUGAGCUUGAAAUCCAGAGGCUGAGAGUGCGGCUCAAUGAACUGGAGAUCAGGGACAAGGAAAACCGAGAAAAGGUUACAGUAAAGCAAAAGGUCGUUCUCCAGCAGGACCCUCAACAAGAAAAAGAGCACUCCAUCCUACGUCUUCAGGUUGAAGAGGAGAGGCACAAGCGUAUGCUCUUGGAGAAGGAGUACAAUCUUUUGUUGCAAAAGCAGGAAAUACUUGAGAGAACGGAAGUGCGUGAAAAAGUUGUGCGAACCGAAAAAGUUCAAGUCGAACGAGACCCAGAGGCCGAGAUGGACAUUAUAAGGCUAAAGAAAAGCCUUGAAGAAGAGGAAAAGCGACGUCGCGAGCUGGACCAAGAGAUUAUCAACCUAAACUCCAAGCUUUCGGAGGUGGAGUUCACCAAUACAAAAUCAUCCAAAGAACUCAACUACAUUCGCGACGAAAGCAACCGGUUACAGCAGGAGAACCAGCGCCUACAGAACGAAAUAAGGAAGCUUCAAUCCGAGAUCGAGAUCACGACAAAAGAAACCAGACACAUCACUGAGACUUCUCCGGUGGAAAGCAGCAGGAACCUGGAAAUUCGAUUGGAAUCCUUGCAAAGAGAACUCUCUGACCUCAAGCGCAUUCGAAUCGAGAAAGACGCAGAAAUCGAAAAGCUUCAGAAGAGUCUGUCUGCGAUGAGAGUGAAGAGGGAGCAGCGAGAAAGCCACCUCCGCCGCUCGAUUGUCGUCAUCGAUCCGGACACAGGGAAGGAGAUGAGGCCUGAGGAGGCUUACAAGCUCGGCCUAAUCGACUGGAAAAUGUUCGUCAACCUUCAGAGUCAAGAAUGCGACUGGGAGGAGAUCACAGUCAAGGGUCCGAAUGGCGAGUCCUCCGUCCUUCAUGACAGAAAAUCAGGCAAGAAGUUUGCCAUCGAAGACGCUCUGAGGGCUGGAAACAUCACAAACCGUCAGCUGCAACAAUAUCAGAACAAAGAGAUCAGCAUCCAGGAGUUCGGUCUCAUGCUGUCAGGCAGAGUCAAAUAAAUCCAUUAAUCAGAAAAACAACAUUAAAUAGAGCUUACGUAAACGUGCUGUUUGUGUUCCCAAAUUGCAGCUGAAAUCUCUUUUUAGAUUCACUUUCUCAAUACAGUAUGUAUUUGUUUUUAAAUGCAUUCUUAUAUCAAUGCAAGAUGGGGUUGCUUUGGUUAUGGUGCUGAAUUUGGGUUAAUGUUUCUAUCACUAUAAGUAUGAAUCUUCGCGGAAGAUCAGCAGACGAAAUCUAGUUCAGUUUUAUUGUAAUCUGAUCUAAUAUAUGCAUAUAAAAUGUGUGCCUUAAUGAUAAAGUUAUGGCCCUAUCUGUCCCUCUUUAUGCACUUUUUACUUGUGUCAGAUUAUUCUACUCUCAUGUUUGAUUUGAGAAAAAAAAAAUGAAAUGAGGAUAAAUCGGAGAACUGUGCUCUUUCCCUUUGUCUUUAUCAUGAAGUAAUAAAAGCUCAAGCUGUCUUUGCACAAAA